Molecule: messenger RNA, 1296 nt
Organism: Fusarium musae
Lineage: Eukaryota; Fungi; Ascomycota; Sordariomycetes; Hypocreales; Nectriaceae
Exons: 2
Coding region: 1-1296 (431 amino acids)
Molecular function (GO): protein binding
Source: RefSeq, a predicted model, not a curated record
AUGGCACCGAAAACGCCCAAAAACCAUUGCCUUACUGAGCUUCCAACUGAGAUCCUUCUGGACAUCUAUCAACAACUAGACCUGGAUGGUGUUUUCAACCUUUGCGCCACUCACAGGACGCUACACGAACUCUUUGACAAGAGAAAGGCCUCGAUAUUACUUCCUGUCCUCGUCAAGGAGUUCAGUCCGUUUGAUGAGCUCCUUCAGGUUUAUACGGCUUCAGCUGAGGAUCUCGAUUCCCGCGGUGGACUGUAUGCUCCACGUAGAGUCGUGUUUAGGCGAUUCCUCGGAGACACUGGGGUGGUGUUAGCUCCGCUUUCAGAGCAUCAGCCUGCCGUAUCAGUGGACGCUGUUGAAGGGUUCAUCACGCUGGACAAGCCAGGCAAACCCAUCAUACCCCGUGCUCAAUCAUUGAAAACUGUUGUUCUGACUGAGAACGAUCUGAAGCCAAUUCUCAGUUGCUGUUCCCUUGUACUGAGAUGGCAAGCCAGGUUCCCUCAGAUGAGAUGGUUUCACGAGCCUGAAAAUUGUCGUCUGCUUCGCGAGCAUGAGGCUGAGAGGUUCCGCAGAGCCAUGUAUCGAUGGUGGCUCUAUGGUUUCUACUUUCACGGAGAUAUCCCCCGACCUCGUGUUGGGCUUCCAGAGCCAGGUGUGGAUGACGUUAGACUGAGUCAACUUCGAUUAUACUCCACAGGCGAGCUGAUAGAGCUGAUGGACCUGGUUGAAACCAUGAAGGAUGUCGUCCUCCACUAUCUCUGCCCGCGGCUUGACCCUAGUCAAGACGAAUAUGAGGGUUGCGAUUCGUAUCUUUAUGAUGUUGUCGACCGACCUGACUCCUUGGUAAGAGGCUGGCGGGAUCAGAGUCGUUGGGGCCGUAUUGUAAAGACUUACUGCAAACUUGGCCCUAAAGAUCUCAUGCAUCUGUUUGAGAACAUCUAUAGCUACCCUAGAAAACGCCUCAUUGCGGAAGCUCGGUCUCUUCAACCAAAUCUCACUUUCGACCAAGAAUCUAUCUCGGUGUCAACACAAUGUGUCCUGGACGAGCGACAUUGGUCCUUGAACAUGCCUACUUUGCCUGUGGAUGGCCUGGGAGGUGUGAUUGACUGGGAUGAUGAGCGCGACGCUGAACGCGUCAAGUUUGGAAGUGAUGCCAGUCUGGAUGGGACAUUGCCAGGGGGGGCUCGGAUGCUUCGGUCUUCAUCUCACUAUUCGCCUCGUGGGGAUGACGGAUCUUAUCUAGAAGAUGUCCAGCGACAGACAUGGAUGGAGGGUAGGUAUAUGGUUUCGUUCGUUUAG